UUACCAUAUGAAAACAAUGUUUUAUUUUUAUUGGAAGAUUGACCCCAUUGAGGCCUACUGCCUUCUUAAUCAUUAAUUGAUCUUGCAAUUAGCACAAAAUUAAAGAAUGUCAUAGUUUGUUAACCAUAAAUCUGUUACAUUUUAACAUUUUUAACUUGCUCGGCUCAUUUCAAACCACUUAGCUAAAUUGAUUUAGACAAUAACAUGUUAUUAAAUGGCUAAAUUUGAUUAAAAAUGUUCAUAACUUACAUUCAUCUCAAUAUAACCUUUUCCUAGUUCUUCCCCUUUGCUCAUAUGUUUCAUCCCCUUAUCGUGAGAAGCCUAUGCUGUUUACUCUAUCCAUUGUCAGUUGAGAGCAUUUUUCGUUUCAGACAUUCAGCUUGGAAUUUUCAUGUAAUUUUACUUUUCUUGUUCCUUUACAAAGUUGAUAACAAUUUCAAUUAAUACUCUGUAUUUUGUAUGAAAAUUUAAAUGUGAAACCCUUUUCCUUCUCAAAAUGAAAGCUCAAUACGAAAAGUAAGUCAAGCUCUUUGACCCAGUAACUGUUUUUUCAUUGUUUUUUAUAUUUCUGUGAACAAAUAAAAUGAAUUCAUGCAAAGUUAACUGCCCAUUUAGUGGUUGGUGCUACAAGUAAUCACAUUAAAUCCAUCUAAUCUUCAAAGGAAUCUGUAAAUUUAGCUCAGUCUUGAUAUUUGUAUAAAAUGACGUUUUUUAAAGCAAAUCCUUCGAAGCCAAUGGAUUCCAAGUGUGAACUAUGAUCAAAUUAAAUCAUGAAUUUUCUAUCGAUUAAUGCAAGUGAAAGGAAAAGCCGAUUCAUAUAAAAAUGAGGUCAAACCCAGUCUCUUUUUCAUCGAGCAACAAGCAUAAAUUUGAUGAUUUGUAAAGAUGAAAAUCGAUUUUUGCUUAUUGAGAGUAAAUUUGUUACUAAUAAUGUUAUCCUGUUGAGCCGGUUAUACCAACCAUUUGUCGUUAAUUGCUGAUGGUUGCUGUUACAUUUGUUAAAUUGUUUAUCCUUAUUCCAUUAAUUCUGUAAACAAUAUUAAGUAUUAUAUACAAAUUUCCACAAUGCAUUCAAAUGAAAAGCCAUACAAAGUAUGGAGUUGUGAUCGAGAAUUACGUAAAGCUGUGAUUGCAAGCUCCUUGGAGGAAUUAAAGUCCAUUGGAGCUUCUAAAUUAGGUUACUCAUAUGAUGAUCCCAAUCAACUGAAGAUUGUCCUUGAAUCAGAUGGAACUGAAAUUGAGGAUAAUCAAUAUUUUAAAUUGGCUGAUCAAGAAACUAUUUUUCUGCUUCUCCGUCAAAAUGAAAAAUGGAUUCCAGCAGGAGUUGAGGCUCUUAAAUCAGCCAUUUCUGCCUUCCCGGGAAAUGUAACUGUGGUUCUUCAAUUAGAUAAUCGUGAUCCAGGCAUCUUACUUAAAAAAGGUGAACCUCCAUGGAAAUUGGAAGUAGUUUCUGUAUCUGAUUCAAGGGCGAAUAAAUUCGAUAAUCAAGCUCAAACCCCAGGUCAACAACAAACUACUACUAGCCAUGGACCAUUAUCAUCUCUUGUUUUAUCAUCAUCACCGUCUACUGGAACCGAAACAGGUAUAUCAAUUAUACCUCGCUCAACUCUAAUGGUUCAACCUGUUCAAAAUGGUUUUAACUCAUCAUCAUUAUCAUCAUCAUCUCGUCGUGCCAAUUUGACACUUGAUGGCCUUAAGUUACGAUCAACAGCAAAUGGUCAAACAACUACUCAUCGGGUGAAAACAACGACAAAUACAACACUGCCAAGCAAAAAAUUGAUUCCAGGAUUAGAGGAUGAAGUUGAAGAGGGUGAAGAGGAUGAAGAUGAUGAGGAUGAUAUUAAUGUUGGUGAGGGUCUUGGAAAGGAGAAUGAGGAAGACGUUUCCGAAGAAAGUGAUCAAGGUGAUGUGACUAUUGUCCAGGGUGAAGUAAGUCCAAAUCAUGAUCACUCUCAAUGUGAUUUUCAUUGUGCCGCUUUACAUCGAGGUGGAGGGGAAAUAAGGGUUAGUCGUUCAGUGGCAACAUCACCGAUUACUGAAAGUCCUACUCCAAGUGGCUUAUUACUAUCUCCAGUCUCAAUUAAUGUUCCAAUCAUUUCUGGAUCUCAUUCAAUUUCAUCUAAUAAACCUCGACAGGCUCUUAAAGGUCAUGUUCGCUUUAUGGACACAGAGCACACUAAUGGAGUGGUUGACCACAAAGAAGCAAAUAAAUUACAAACCAACACUGCCACAACUUUGAAUUCAUCUGUUAACAAUAUAUUUCAAGGAAAUACAACUUCCCAAGUAAAUGGAAAUGGAUCUGAUUCCGAGACUGAAACAACCGAACGAGAUGAUGAACAAUUUUCAGAACGUUACCUAUUAUUGGUUGAUCAAUUAUCUCUUAAUCAAGAUCGUCACCUCAAUUUAAAAGACAUUGGUAUCAUCUUGGAACGCCUUAGCUCUAAAAUAAUUGAUGUUGACAAAUUGGAGAGGGAAAAAGAGGGUUCUGAUUGUUACAAUUGGAUAAUCAAGGCAACAAUAAGAGGUGAAGUACUUCGAGAGAUCGGUGUAAUUUACAAUGGACAAUACUAUGGAAUCAUGGAGCAUCCUGGCUAUUUUUAGUAACAUGGAUCAGACAAAAAUAAGACAGAAAAAGCUAUCAAUUUAAUUUCACUUUUCUCAAUUUCAAAAUUACACAUAGCAAAAGCAUAGAAGAGACAGAAGCUCAUUUUUGUAAAACCCACACAGAAAACACACUCUAAAGAUGAUUAUUUAGAUUUAGUGGUUAUUAAUGUUUGAAAUUUAAAUGCGAAGACAUUUUAUUGAAUGUUUUCAUUGGUUAUAAUUAAUAAAUAAUUUCAUUGUUUAUCAAGAAUCACAUGUUGAAGGUGCACAGAAAUAAAAUUUAUCGAGAUAUUUGAAA
Messenger RNA from Tetranychus urticae (two-spotted spider mite), 2902 nucleotides. The record is from RefSeq and is a predicted model, not a curated record. Lineage: Eukaryota; Metazoa; Arthropoda; Arachnida; Trombidiformes; Tetranychidae.